AUGAGGCUGGCUGGGUGGAGUGUGGUGUUCCAUCCUGUAUGGACAAAACAGAUGCGCUAAAACUGUUAUGAUCAGAGCAACUCCUUGGGAGGGAGGUUGAGAGGCAGGGAUUGAGAAAACAGACGAUCCAGUCUUCUCCUGAAGCUCCCAUGUGUUCAAUGACAGUUGUACCUGUGCUUUUUGCUCAUAAUUGUUGUUCUAUCCGCCCUCCCUCCUCCCCCCUCCUCCCUCCACCAUCCCCACCACCCCUCAGGUCCAGGCCCCACCCAGGAGGAGCUGAGGCGGAGGGUAGAGAACGGUGUGAGGGAGCUCUGGUACUUUGUCCGCAGCGAGGUGAAGAACCUGGGUCACGUGGAGUCCGGGGAGAGGCCCAGACAGGCUGACACCCUGCUACAAGACCUGGGACACCAGCAGAGGUCAGAGAAACACACACACACACAGAGACAGAUGCACAUGCACACAUACAGUACAUAAACACAAACAUGCACGCAUGCACUCACACAUCUUAAAAGCCUUCCACAGGCUGCCCCCCCCCCUCCCCCCACACAUACAGAAACGCACACACACAUUUCCUUUCCACUCCUCUCUCCCCUCCACUCUUUCUUCCUUUGUGUUGGCGUAGAGCUCACAGAGAGCAGGGAGCGGUUGAGACAUGAGACACACGUUUACGUAGUUGAUGGGCCCUGUAAGACUGCAGUGCACCCCAGCCCUCUCUCCCCUCCUCCCUCCCUCCUUCUCUCUGCCUCCUUGUUGAUUUAUUGCAUACUUGUAAAUGGGGCAAUAAUUGCCCACCAAUUGGAGCGGGUAAUCAGUAUUCAGGGACGCUCAGCUCAGCCGCCCGUCAACCCCUGUCUCCAGCCUGCAGCUUCGAAAGUCUGCAUCCGCGGCAAGCGCCGGGCCGAGGAAGCCCCCACAAGCCACACAGAACACGCCACACAGAGAAGGAGAUGGAGCAUGCACACAGAAAUCCACACACACACACAUAUACAACCAACCAAAGAAGCCCCCCUCUCGUCUCCGAAAGCCCACAGGGUCAGUCUGUCUAUUCUUUCAACUAAAUAUUAUUCAGUAACUGGUUCCACAGCCUUUUUUUUUGUUUACUCAACUCUUUGGUCAAAGUGUUACCUGAAUUUAAAAUGUUUAGUUGGCCCAGACUUAGCUCCAACAUGAGAACACUUAAAAUUAUGUGUUUUCUCAAAUUGUCUCAUAUGUUCAUUCAACUAGAAAGUAUUAUUUGGGCAUCUUACCUAAAAAAAGGUUAGGAACUAGUUACACACACACACACAGUGCUUUUAACAUACAAUGUUUUCAACUUACAUAUUUGACACACGUUGACAUACAUCCCAGCAAAUCGGGAACAAUCCCAGAACAUUACCCAAGAUUCCCAUUAAGUUCUAGUUAGGGUUUUAUCUGACAUUAGGAUGAUAACAUCCCAAAAACAUUCAAAGAAUGUUUUGAUAACAUAUUUUUUUAAAUGUUUUAAUUAAAAUAUAUGCUUGGAAUUUUCUCCUAAUAUUCACUAAAAUAUUAUGCACAACAUCUGUAACAACCAUCACAGAACAUUCCUCAAAAGUUCACAUUAGAUUUCCAGGUAAUGUAAUAACACAAUGAACCAGUAAUGUUUUCUCAUCAAAACAAAAUUGGUUCUGUGAAAGUUCCCAGAACAUAACACAAAAACUGUCCAGUCGUGCUGAAGAUUAUAGAAUGUUUGCCUGAUGUUGCAAGAACGUUCCUAGAACACAUUUAAAGCUGCAAUACUGUAUGUAUCACGGCUCAGGCUAAGACCCAGAUGCAGACGCAGGAAGCAGAUAGUACUAGUUUCAGAGUUUACUAUAGUUCAAGGGGCAGGCAAAAGGUAAGGCAAGCAAAGAGUCGUAAUCCAAAUCGGAGUCAGGCAGGAUCAGGACAGGCAGAAAGGUCAGAACUGGGAAGACUAGGAAAAGCAAAAACUAGCUCACAGGAAAUAUGGGAACACGCUGGUAGGACUUGACAGGACAAGACGAACUGGCAACAGACAAACAGAAAUCACUGGUAUAAAUACACAGGGGAUAAUGGGGACACCUGGUGGGGGGUGGAGACAAGCACAAGACAGGUGAAACAGAUCAGGGCGUGACAGUACGUGAGUAAUAGAUCUGUCAUUCUCAAUGAAAGCAUGUCUAAGAAGCGGUAGAUCUCUUCUACUGUACAGUGGAUUGUGAAAGUAUUCACCCCCCUUGGCAUUUUUCCUAUUUUGUUGCCUUAUAACCUGGAAUUGAAAUUGAUUUUUUGGGGGUUUGUAUCAUUUGAUUUACACAACAUGCCUACCACUUUGAAGAUGCAAAAUAAAAAUUUUUGUGAAACAAACAAGAAAUAUGACAAAAAAACAGAAAACUUGAGCUUGCAUAACUGUUCACCCCCCCCCAAAGUAAAAACUUUGUAGAGCCACCUUUUGCAGCAAUUACAGCUGCAAGUAUCUUGGGGUAUGUCUCUAUAAGCUUGGCACAUCUAGCCACUGGGAUGUUUGCCCAUUCUUCAAGGCAAAACUGCUCCAGCUCUUCAAGUUGGAUGGGUUCCGCUGGUGUACAGCAAUCUUUUAGUCAUACCACAGAUUCUUAAUUGGAUUGAGGUCUGGGCUUUGACUAGGCCAUUCCAAGACAUUUAAAUGUUUCCCCUUAAACCACUCGAGUGUUGCUUUAGCAGUAUGCUUAGGGUCAUUGUCCUGCUGGAAGGUGAACCUCCGUCCCAGUCUCAAAUCUCUGGAAGACAGAAACAGGUUUCCCUCAAGAAUUUCCCUAUAUUUAGCCGAUAAAAAACAUGGUGUUCUUGGGGUAAUGAGAGGUGUUGGGUUUGCGCCAGAAUAGUCUCAUCUGACCAGAGUACCUUCUUCCAUAUGUUUGGGGAGUCUCCCACAUGCCUAUUGGUGAACACCAAACGUGUUUGCUUAUUUUUUUCUUUAAGCAAUGGCUUUUUUCUGGCCACUAUUCCGUAAAGCCCAGCUCUGUGGAGUGUACGGCUUAAAGUGGUCCUAUGGACAGAUACUCCAAUCUCCGCUGUGGAGCUUUGCAGCUCCUUCAGGGUUAUCGUUGGUCUCUUUGUUGCCUCUCUGAUUAAUGCCCUCCUUGCCUGGUCCGUGAGUUUUGGUGGGCGGCACUCUCUUGGCAGGUUUGUUGUGGUGCCAUAUUCUUUCAAUUUUUUAAAUAAUGGAUUUAAUGGUGCUCCAUGGGAUGUUCAAGUUUCUGAUAUUUUUUUAUAACCCAACCCUGAUCUCCACAACUUUGUCCCUGACCUGUUUGGAGAGCUCCUUGGUCUUCAUGGUGCCGCUUGCUUGGUGGUGCCCCUUGCUUAGUGGUGUUGCAGACUCUGGGGCCUUUCAGAACAGGUGUAUAUAUACUGAGAUCAUGUGACAGAUCAUGUGACACUUAGAUUGCACACAGGUGGACUCGGGGCCGAAACUGAUUGAAUCGGCCCGGAAUCGGGUGUCGGACUCGGCCCGGAACAUCGGGCCAUUUCCGUCUACCGGAAUUCAGCUGACUUUGCCGGCAUCUUACCAGAAUCAACCCAGAAGCAGGCCGAUGCAAAUUUAAAUGAAUGUAUACAAGAUUACCCAAAUUAGUAAUUUUUUAUAUUACUAUUAUACAUAAAAAUAUACCCGUACACAAAGUUUUAAUUUUAUACCCAUAUCCAAUUGGUAGUUACAGUCUUGUUCUAUCGCUGCAACUCCUGUACGGCCUCGGGAGAGGCGAAGGCUGGUUGCAACACAGACGGGUAUCAAACCAGCAUCUGUAGCAACGCAGCUUGCACUGCAAUGCAGUGUCUUAGACCGCUGCGCCACUCGAGAGGCCCCAUCCACAAAGUUUUUAAUGCUGAUCAAUUGCCUUGCACAAAGUAUCAAAAUACAAAAAUACUACUUAAAGACUCUUAAAGAAUUUAUCUUAAAUGUACAUUUUAUUUUUUGAUCACAGAAACAAUGAGAAAAUAGGGAAAAAUAAAUAAAUAAUGAAAUGUUAAUUAUAUAAAGCAGCCUGUGUAAUCAUCUGUCAGAGAGUAGCCACUAUCAGCCCGAGACCCAAGUAAAACAUUUGGGCCAGAUAACUCACACCGGAAUCGGCCCGAGCUCCAAGUAAUACAUUUGGACCAGAUAACUCACACCGGAAUCGGCCCGAGCUCAAUCCCUGCACCCUAGCCAUAAGUAAUACUGCCGAAGGCGGCCCAGAUGACGUCGGCCGAGUCUGACUCUCAGCCGAGUGCCCCAAAUCUCAGCCGGAAUCGGCCCAGAUCCACAGUGCUAGCUGGGUUUGAAGGGGGUAUAGUAGUAGGUGCCAGAAGCACCGGUUUGUGUCAACAACUGCAACGCUGCUAGGUAUUUUACGCUCAACAGUUUCCCGUGUGUAUCAAGAAUGACCCACCACCCAAAGGACAUCCAGCCAACUUACACAACAGUUUUACAUUUUAGUCAUUUAGCAGACGCUCUUAUCCAGAGCGACUUACAGUUAGUGAGUGCAUACAUUAUUUAAUUUAAAUUUUUCAUACUGGCCACCUGUGGGAAUCGAACCCACAACCCUGGCGUUGCAAACGCCAUGCUCUACCAGCUGAGCUACAUCCCUGCCGGCCAUUCCCUCCCCUACCCUGGAUGACGCUGGGCCAAUUGUGCCCCAUGGGUCUCCCGGUCGCAGCCGGCCACGACAGAGCCUGGAUUCGAACCAGGAUCUCUAGUGGCACAGCUAGCACUGCGAUGCAGUGCCUUAGACCACUGCGCCACUCGACUAUGGGAAGCAUUGGAGUCAAGAUGAGCCAGCAUCCCUGUGGAACGCUUUCGACACCUUGUAGAGUCCAUGCCCUGACGAAUGCAGCUCAUCUAUUAGUUUGCUAAUAUCUGAUCAGACACAUUUAGCAUGCUAUAGCAUGUACAUUUCAACUACAGAAACAAACAAGCGUCAUAGAUAAACAAUCUAUCAUAUGUACCACUGCAUCAAAUCCUAAUUACAAUCACAUUCCUCAAUAACAUGUGAGUCAACCAAACUUUUAAACUCCUCCAAGGAAACAAGAUCCUGGAGUUUCAAGCUGGUCUGGAGAGAAUUCCAAGACCACAGAGCUGAGGAGCUAAAACGCUUUUUGCCAUGAUCCGUUCUGAUUAUAGGAACCGUAAAAGUAAGUAGGAGUGAGACCGUAACUGGUAUUUAUUUUAUGACCUUAUCAAAUAAGAACAGAGAUAAAGUGGCAGUUUUCCCAAAAUGGCCUUAGAUCAUAGUAUACCAAUGUUGAAGCCUAUGUACUGUAGAGUCAACGAAGACCAGACAAUCAGCUCUUUUCUGGCCUCCAGAGAAAAAUGAGCCUUAUGCCAGUAAUAAAACCUCUUCUCAACCUGAUUUUCUUUACCAGGUUCUCAACAUGAUUAGUGAAGAUCAGCUUCUCAUCCACCCAAACUCACAGAUAUGUGUACGUCUUGACUUGCUCUAUGGAAUUCCUUUCCAAAGUAGUAAUGACAUGGUUUUCAGAGUGUUUAGUAUUGGAAAAUACCAUGUAUUUUGUUUUAGAGGAAUUCAGAACAAGCUUCAAAUUGUACAGAUUCUGUUGAAUGAUGUUAAAAGCAGUUUGAGCUUUUUCAAAAGCCAAAGUCAAACUCCUGCCACUUGAAUAGAGAACAGUGUCAUUCGCAUUAAACAUUUACAUCAGCUGUCUCAAUAUGUCUCCCAAUGUUGUUGAUCUAGAUAAUAAACUACAGGGGACCUAAAAUGGAUCAUUGAGGCACACCUGAGUGCAGCUCUAUGAUGUCAGACUUACAACCAUCUGCCUUAACACACUGGGUUCUAUUUGACAGGUAGUUCACAAACCACUCUAGAGCAUGACCAGUAAUCCCAAUACACUUCCGUUUCUGCACCAAUACAGUAUGGUCCACAGUGUCAAAUGCCGUUGACAAAUCUAUGAGCAUAUCUAAUACAUGUACACUGUUAUUAUCCAGAGCACAGUGAAUAUCAUCCAAAACCUUCAAUGUUGCUGUAACAGUGCUGUGGCUUGUCCUGAAACCUGAUUGCAUAACACUCAAAAUAUUGUUUUCCUGGAAGUUGGCCUUAAGCUGCUUAUUGACUAGGAACUCCAAUACUUUUGCCAAAACAGACCAUUUUGAUAUGGGCUGAUAGUUAUUCAGUAAAGUGGGGUCACCUCCUUUCAAAAGAAGUAGGACAAAUGCUGAUUUCCACAACUUGGGGAUUUCAUUACAUUUUAGGGUGAGGUUAAAAAUGCAUGUUAAAGGAGGAGCAAUGAUUACAUUUGUCUGCAGAUAAUUGUAAUAGGCAGGGGUCUAGGUCAUCAGGGCCAGGGGAUUAUUUUUACAUCAAUUGCUUUCACAGCUCUACGCACCUCUGAGACAGAGAAGGGGAUCAUGGAGAAGGAGUGGAUGGGAGUUGUGAGAGAAGAAUUAACAUGUAACAUGUUUACCUGCUUUGUUUAAUAUUAAUAGUUAACAAUUAUAUACUGUUCUACUAAUGCUGUGUUUUUGUAAAUGGAUGGUUUCUACUGCUGCUCACUGCAGCUAGUCUAAGCGUGUGGUUGUCACGUUGUAUAAUGAUUAGAAGACAGGAGCUGGAAAACGUAUUAGGGGUUUUAUUUACUCCACCCAACACAAGGUACGUCAUGAAAAACCACGGGGACGAAGCCCAAAACAAACACGUAUAUAAACUCAGCAAAAAAAGAAAUGUCCCUUUUUCAGGACCCUGUCUUUCAAAGAUAAUUCGUAAAAAUGCAAAUAACUUCACAGAUCUUCAUUGUAAAGGGUUUAAACACUGUUUCCCAUGCUUGUUCAAUGAACCACAAACAAUUAAUGAACAUGCACCUGUGGAACGGUCGUUAAGACACUAACAGCUUACAGACGGUAGGCAAUUAAGGUCACAGUUAUGAAAACUUAGGACACUAAAGAGGCCUUUCUACUGACUCUGAAAAACACCAAAAGAAAGAUGCCCAGGGUCCCUGCUCAUCUGUGUGAACGUGCCUUAGGCAUGGUGCAAGGAGGCAUGAGGACUGCAGAUGUGGCCAGGGCAAUGAAUUGCAAUGUCCGUACUGUGAGAUGCCUAAUACAGCACUACAGGGAGAAAGGACGGACAGUUGAUUGUCCUGGCAGUGGCAGACCACGUGUAACAACACCUGCACAGGAUCGGUACAUCCGAACAUCACACCUGCGGGACAGGUACAGGAUGGCAACAACAACUGCCCGAGUUACACCAGGAACGCACAAUCCCUCCAUCAGUGCUCAGACUGUCCACUAUAGGCUGAGAGAGGCUGGACUGAGGGCUUGUAGGCCUGUUGCAAGGCAGGUCCUCACCCGACAUCACCAGCAACAACGUCACCGAUGGGCACAAACCCACAGUCGCUGGACCACACAGGACUGGCAAAAAGUGCUCUUCACUGACGAGUCGUGGUUUUGUCUCACCGGUGGUGAUGGUCGGAUUCGCAUUUGUCGUCAAAGGAAUGAGCGUUACACCGAGGCCUGUACUCUGGAGCGGGAUCAAUUUGGAGGUGGCGGUGUGUCACAGCAUCAUCGGACUGAGCUUGUUGUCAUUGCAGGCAAUCUCAACGCUGUGCGUUACAGGGAAGACAUCCUCCUCCGUCAUGUGGUUUUCUUCUUGCAGGCUCAUCCUGACAUGACCCUCCAGCAUGACAAUGCCACCAGCCAUACUGCUCGUUCUGUGCGUGAUUUCCUGCAAGACAGGAAUGUCAGUGUUCUGCCAUGGCCAGCGAAGAGCCCGGAUCUCAAUCGCAUUGAGCACGUCUGGGACCUGUUGGAUCGGAGGGUGAGGGCUAGGGCCAUUCCCCCCAGAAAUGUCCGGAAACUUGCAGGUGCCUUGGUGGAAGAGUGGGGUAACAUCUCACAGCAAGAACUGGCAAAUCUGGUGCAGUCCAUGAGGAGGAGAUGCACUGCAGUACUUAAUGCAGCUGGUGGCCACACCAGAUACUGACUGUUACUUUUGUGGAACUUGUUCAGUUUAUGUCUCAGUUGUUGAAUCUUGUUAUGUUCAUACAAAUAUUUACACAUGUUAAGUUUGCUGAAAAUAAACGCAGUAGACAGUGAGAGGACGUUUCUUUAUUUGCUGAGUUUAUCUCCUAGAUAUAGGACAGACAUGUCAAAAUCUUAUUCCUUACGAUUGAUUUUUUUGACUGGCUUUUUUGCCAUUUAUGAAUGUGUUAUUCAAUGCGUUUCUAUGGGCUAUAGUAGUAAAGGCCAAAUUCAAUAUUUUAUCAAAUAUUUUAUAUAUAUAUAUAUUCUUUAUACCUAAAGGGGUCCUAAAAUUUAAAAUUAAAUAGCUAAAUGAUCCACGGUAUGACUAUCUUAAAACAAGUCCAUAUGUCAGCUUAGAACCCCCCCAACGGCUUAGACUCUUAAGAAUUUUAAAGAAUAAGAAACCAGAAUGGAAUACAAACACCUAAUUAUUAGAACAGCAUUUAAUCAUACAAACCAAACCAUAUUUUUACACUUCAUAUGUGGACAAUCUGUACAUGUGGGGUUUGAACCUGCAAUUUUUGGUUCCCAAGGCAGGUCUUUCAUCCUGUUCGCCACCAGGAAAGCUCUCUUACCAGUCUUGCUUUUUCAGUAUGGCACUAUUGUCAAUCAGGAAUUCCAUGUUUCCUUUUUAGCCUUCUUAGACAUAACUAACCCAGAGAAAUACUGGUAAGUAGGUUAUUCACCAUCACCAUUCUCUUUAUAUGCUUCGUACUUCUGGGCCCAUAUUUACAAGGUAUCCAAGACUAUGAGUGCUGAUCUAGGAUCACUUUUGCUUUUCAGAUCAUGAAAAAUAAGACAGGGGGGACCAUAUCAAGCGUCUCAAAGUAGGAAUUUUAUUGGGUGGUUUUCUAAAGUUAAACAGUCCAUUUUUACACAAUGUUAAAUUUUUUACAGUUAGUCUAAAUUCUACAUUUCUGACUGGAUUUAUAAAUCUGGAUGAAAUAAAGACAUACUCUCUUUUAUACUGAACAAAAACAUAAAUGCAACAUGUAAAGUGUUGGUCCCAUGUUUAAUGAGCUGAAAUAAAUGAUCCCAGAAAUAUUCCAAAUGCACAAAAAGCUUAUUUAUGUAAAAAAAAAGAUUAAGAUAUUUGUUUACAUCCCUGUUAGUGAGCAUUUCUCCUUUGCCAAGAUAAUCCAUCCACCUGACAGGCAUAUUAAGAAGCUGAUUAAACAGCAUGAUCAUUACACAGGUGCACCUUGUGCUGUGCACAAUAAAAGGCCACUGUAAAAUAUGCAGUUUUGUCACACAAUGCCACAGAUGUCUCAAGAGCUGUUGCCAGAUAAUUGAAUAUUAAUUUCUCUAACAUAAGCUGCCUCCAACGUUGUUUUAGAGAAUUUGGCACGUUGUUUUAGAGAAUUUGUUCGGCCAACUGGGCGAACGGUUUGCUGAUGUCAAUGUUGUGAACAGAGUGCCCCAUGGUGGCGGUGGGGUUAUAGUAUGUGCAUAAGGUAUGGACAAUGAACAUUUUAUCAAUGGCAAUUUGAAUGCACAGAGAUACUGUGACGAGAUCCUCGAGGCCCAUUGUCGUGCCAUUCAUCUGCCGUCAUCACCUUAUGUUUUUCAGCAUGAUAAUGCACGGCCCCAUGUCGCAAAGAUCUGUACACAAUUCCUGGAAGCUGAAAAUGUCCCAGUUCUUCCAUGGCCUGCAAACUCACUAGACAUGUCACCCAUUGAGCACGUUUGGAAUGCUCUGGAUCGACAUGUAUGACAAUGUGUUCCAGUUCUUCGCACAAUAUCCAGCAACUUCGCAUAGCCAUUGAAGAACAGCCUGAUCAACUCUACGCGAAGGAGCUGUGUAGCACUGCAUGAGGCAAAUGGUGGUCACACCAGAUACUGACUGGUUUUCUGAUCCACGCCCCUCGCUUGUUGUUAAGGUAUCUGUGAACAAAAGAUGCAUAUCUGUAUUCCCAAUCAUGUGAAAUCCAUAGAUUAGAGCCUAAUGAUUUUAUUUCAAUUGACUGAUUUUCUUAUAUGAACUGUAACUCAUUAAAAUAUUUGAAAUUGUUGCAUGUUGCAUUUACAUUUUUGUUCAGUAUAGUAGAUUAUACCUGAGCCUCAAUAUCACUCUUUUUCUUUUCUCAAAAGAAAUGUGAUUAAAGAAUACACGGGAUUGAAUCUGCAAUCUCCAUUAUUAUUCUGUGCCACCAUUGGAUAGCUGUUCCAACACUGUUCCCACAACCUAAUUAAAUGUUCUGGGGAACCUUUAAAGAAUUCAGAAAGGCUGAUCUGUCAACAUUCUUGCAACAUCAAACGAAUGUUUUGUGCACCCUGAUAGAAACAUUAUAUAAAUGUUAGCACAACUGGACAGUUUUAGUGUUUUGGGAAACUAUCUAUUUUCAUGUCCCCACAAUGUUCCCACAACCUAAAGAAACAUUAUGGGAACCAUUAAAGAACUGAUUAAAUGUGUUCUGGGAAUGGUCAUGUGAUAUCAGGUGAAUGUUUUUUGCAACCUAAAAAAAACAUUGUAGAAUCAUCCACACAACUGGACAGUUUUUGUGUUUUGGGAACAUGUCUUUUGUGAUAUCCCCACAAUGUUUUCAGCAGACUUUUCCCACAACCUAAUGAAACAUUCUGUGAACCUUUAAAGAACAGAUUAAACGUGUUCUAGGAACUUACUUGUAACAUCAGGUAAAUGUUUUAUACAAACAUUCUAUAAUCAUCAUUACGACUGGACAGUUUUUGUGUUAUGAGAACAUUUGCCGCAACCUAAGGAAUGUUCUGGGAUUCUUCACUUUUGGUUUGCUGGGAUGAUUACAUAGUGCAUGUUUAUUUAUACAGUAAUUCAUACUCAACAUGUCCUUACCUUUGAACAGAUUGGUUCACAGCAUUCCAAUCUUCCUGCUACGCCACCCUGUGUGUUUAAAGAACUGAGUUCACCUGUAUUGCUACACUUUGCACUUGAAAGUAAAUCUCAGCUCUGUUAAAAGUACAUUCAGGAAAAACUAUUUUAUUUAUCAUAGUGAUUAAGGAGUAACAUUAAAACAGAGUAAUAUGCCCCACCAACAUUAGACAAUUAUACAGAAAAACCUAAAAUACUUAAAUAAGUAAAUCAGUUAAAUUAGUUAAGAUGUCCAAGUAAUAAUGUCUAGUUCAGUGACCAUAUGAGACAAGUUGAGCAAACUCAUCAUUUGUAAUUGACUUUACAGUUUUCUCAAAUUGGAGCUAAGUUUGGGUCAACAUUUUUUGUUUUGUUUCGGUAAUACUUGGAACCAGUUACUUGAUAAUAAUUUGUUGAAACAACUAGAUUUGUAUUUUUUAUUUUUUAUUUACAGUGGAUGUUAACUCAGUGCCUACCGGAGAAUUGUAGGUCUCUCACAGGGAGACUGUAAAGGAGUUUGACAUGGCUUCAUAUAAAACACACAUGUUGUGGUUUAAGAUUAAAUAUGGAUGCAUGAGCAAUGAUUAUGUCUUGCCAGAGAACGUGUGUGUGUGUGUGUGUGUGUGUGUGUGUGUGUGUGUGUGUGUGUGUGUGUGUGUGUGUGUGUGUGUGUGUGUGUGUGUGUGUGUGUGUGUACACGUGUAUGUGUGUGUAAGUGUGCGAGUGUGCUUGUGCUUGUGCUCAGGAGGUUUCCCACCCUGAGGAUGUGACUGAUUUGGGUCACUGAAAUUAAUUGAGCCAUGCUGGUUUUCAGAGAUGGGAAACUGCUAUAUCUGUGUGUCUGUGCUAUGUAGCACACUGGACUUAUGGCUAUAUUUGUCUGUCUCUUUUUGUGCAUCUGUGUGUCUGUGUGCGUGUGUAUGUGUGCGUGCGUGUGUGUGUGUGUGUGUGCAGGUCUAUCAUGACAGACCUGUACUACCUCAGCCAGGCUGACGGAGUGGGAGACUGGAGAGUUAAGGAAGCCAGGGACCUGUCUAACCUGGUGCAGAGCAGGAUCACCUACCUACAGGUACACACACACACAUGUAUGUAAUAACGUACACACAAACACAUGUAGGAACACACAGACAUAGACACGAACACAACAUGCACACACAGACACAGAAACGAACACAACACACACACACACUCUUUCUCACACCUGCUCUUCUCUACCUAACACAAGCCAAACCUGUCAGAAUCACCAUAGAUGAAACACAUCGUGUUUAAAGGUCUGACUGCUGUCUGAUGCCUGUAUUUCAUAUAUCCUGUCAAACACACACACACACAGACACACACACACACUACCCUCCGACCAUACCCACUUUCUGUCAUCCCCUCAUAUACCCUCCACCCCCAGUGACCCAGGAGUCUCCCCUCAGCCCUCCUCCCUUCCCCAGUGUGGGUGCAGCAGGCCUGGGGUGGGGCUGUGCGGCACUGGGCCCUGCAGCAUUAAUGAGCCUUGAUGUUUGAUGAAGAGAGCCAGAGUGAGUGUUACUGGGCGGAGACGCCAUGGCUAACAGCUGCUGUCACCACCGCUGAGGGAUCACACAGCUCCACUGGCCCCCAUCACUAAUUCAUCACCCACACACAGUCCUCACAGGCAGGUGCACACACACACACACACUUAGGGAGCAAGGGACCCCCCUCCCCCUUCUACCUCUUACACUUCUGUCAGUAGCAUCAAUCCCAGGUCUACACACACACACACACACACGGACGUGCAUGAGCACACAUACACCCUUCCCUCACCCCACCCCACCAACCUCAGCCCCAGCGCCCUUCGGUCCCUGGCCCGGCUGACUCCAUCAAUGUGUCUGUCUGUCUGUCUGUCUGUCUGUCCCCCUGCGCCCUCUUCAAUGAGAAUACAGUGGCCUUUACAUGGCCUUUGUUCAGUGUCACACAGUACCACCUUCAUUGUCACAGACACAAACACAAACACACACAGUACCUCCUCCAUUGUCAGCCUUCCACUUUAACUUCUGCUUCUAUAGCACAUCAUCAGUUCUGAACCAGCUGAUUGUAGGUCAUAUAUAAUAGGAGUCACCCUCUCUCGCUCUCUAUCUCUCUCUUUCACACUCACACACACACACACACACACACACACACACACACACACACACACACACACACACACACACACACACACACACACACACACACACACACACACACACAAACAAACACAUUUUCAGUCUACUGUAUUUUAACUAGAAAAAGCAGUUUUUUAAGGGCUACUUAACCUAUAGUAGUAAAUGUCAGCCUUGGUAUUUCACUCGCCCCAUAAUUACCAUUGAACUGUGUCUCCUAGCACAUUUGAAUUGCAUGAAUCUGUCAUUUUUAAACAACCAAAGUAGUUCAGAGCUUGUGCGCUCAUGGUUGUUUGUCGUUCUGAUUUAACGCCAUGCUCCAAAAGAGAUACUCUGGGGCUCGCUGGUGUAAAACUGACUUUCAAGUCUUUGUUGUCGAGACUCGCGACAACACACCAGAUUAUUAGUAUUUAAAUAAAAUGUAGUUUACAAAAGUUCAAUCAGGAAGACUGGUCUGAAUGCUUGUUUAACUUCAUCCAGUAAGCCUAACAUAAUUCACUUUGUUUCCAAUUCUACUGGCAUAGUGGGAAUGAAUACAAAUGUACAAAAGUAUGUGGACACCCCUUCAAAUUAGUGCUGUUAUUGUGAAGUGGAAACGUAUAGGAGCAACAAUGGCUCAGCCGCGAAGUGGUAUGGGACUAACUCACAGAACGGGACCACCGAGUGCUGAAGCGCGUAGCAUGUACAAAUCUUCUGUUCUCGGUUGCAACACUCACUACCGAGUUCCAAACUGCCUCUAGAAGCAACGUCAGCACAAGAACUGGUUGUCGGGAGCUUCAUGAAAUGGGUUUCCAUGGCCGAGCAGCCGCACACAAGCCUAAGAUCACAAUGCGCAAUGUCAAGCGUCGACUGGAGUGGUGUAAAAUCGCCACCAUUGGACGCAGUGGAAACGCGUUCUCUGGAAUGAUGAAUCACGCUUCACCGUCUGGCAGUCCGAUGGAUGAAUCUGGUUUGGCAGAUGCCAGGAGAAAGCUACCUGCAUAGUGCCAACUGUAAAGUUUGGUGGAGGAGGCUGUUUUUCAUGGUUCUGGACCCUUAGUUCCAGUGAAGGGAAAUAUUUACGCUACAGCAUACAAUGACAUUCUAGACGAUUCUGUGCUUCCAACUUUGUGGCAACAGUUUGGGGAAGGCCCUUUCCUGUUUCAGCAUGACAAUUCCCCCAUGCACAAAGAGAUGUCCAAACAGAAAUGGUUUGUCGAGAUCAGUGUGGAAGAACUUGACUGCUCAAAAACCUGACCUCAACCCCAUCGAACACCUUUGGGAUGAAUUGGAACGCCGACUGUGAGCCAGGCCUAAUCGCCCAACAUCAGUGCCCGACCUCACUAAUGCUCUUGGGGCUGAAUGGAAGCAAGUCCCCACAGCAAUGUUCCAACAUCUAGUGGAAAGCCUUCCCAGAAGAGUAGAGGCUGUUAUAGCAGCAAAGGGGGGACCAACUCCAUAUUAAUGCCCAUGAUUUUGGAAUGAGAUGUUUCGACGAGCAGGUGUCCACAUACUUUUGGUCAUGUAGUGUAUCAUCAGCAUAGGGUCUUGCCAACCUUAAGGCCCAUCAUUGGAACUCCUUUCCCCCAGCGGAGGUGUUUCAAUGUCAAAAGCCCCGCAUAGGGCUACCUGCCAUCAGAUGAAAGCCCCGCAUAGGGCUACCUGCCAUCACAUCAUCUGAGACAAGGCCAUUCACCAAACGAUUUAAUAAAAUGUCAUAUUGCAUUCCAUCUUUGUUGUUUAUUCAGUAAAGCCUGUACUCAAUUGAACUGUAAGUGUGAUACCUAUGGGGCCAAUAUGGAGAACAGGAGCGAUAUUUACCUCAAACACACACACACACACAGAGAGAGAUUCCUCAAAGGAAAUCUUCCCAGUGGCUUGUUUGUUGCUUCGUUGACAUCUGCUUGUGUUGUUCAGGUUAUUAUUGAACGCCAGCGGUAAUACAUUUGGAACAUGAAGGAACAUUAGCUCUCCUCUAGUUUUUAAACAGACAAGCGGUGUGAUAACGUUAGCGCUUGCCAGACGCCUUGCCGCCAUGAUUACCGCCAACCAGCUUCAGCUGUGACAGCCUAAUGAGCAAAACACUCGCAUUGCAGAGUAAAUUGCUAUUUAGAAAGAUGUUGGCACAAGUGGGUGCAGAGUGAGGUGAAGGGGCCACCAAAGAUGGUAGAUAAAUGAAGAUAGUUCACUCAGGCCAUUUACCAUUGAAUUUUUUUUUUGUUCCUGUCUAAAGGGGGUGGCUCUUCCAUAGACACCAAUGCUAUAGCAGCUGGGUCUGGUCUACUUAGUUUAUUGACUUCCAUUGAAACAGGAAAAAUUAGGGAGUGGGAUAUUUUGCUUCCUCUUCUGUCUCUGUGGGGCACGACGCGGCGCCGCAUGGCAUCAUUUUGCCACCGCUCGUCUGAUGUGGUGUAGUUGAAAACGGUGGCAUGGUCUCACAUUGUGAUUUACAGGUGCCAUUUUGAGAGAAUGCUUUAUUUCUCUCGCUCAGAUUUUGGGAGAUCUCUUUUUGUGCCUAAUUUUCUUAUAAACGGGGAUGUCAUGACAGACAGAGAGGGGAAGAGAGUGAAAGAGAGCGAGAGAGAGCAAGAGGAGAGCUAUAGGCUAAAUGUGAUAUCAUAAGUUAGAGAACAACGCUCAAAAAGCUAUUUGGGCCCCCCAGAGGUCAAGUGGUCAAACGUAUGUUCUAACACCCAUAUGUCUCUCUUUCCCCCAUCCCCCUCUGUCGUUUUCUUCACUCCCUCUGUCUCUUUCUCCCUCUCAUACUCCCUGUCUCUACCUCUCCCUCCCCCCUCACCAGAACCCCCAGGACUGCAGCAAGGCCCGUAAGCUGGUGUGUAACAUCAACAAGGGCUGUGGCUAUGGCUGCCAGCUGCAUCACGUGGUCUACUGCUUCAUGAUCGCCUAUGGCACCCAGCGCACCCUCAUCCUGGAGUCCCACAACUGGCGCUAUGCCACGGGUGGCUGGGAGACCGUCUUCCACCCCGUCAGCAACUCCUGUAGCGACCGUACUGGGGUGUCUACAGGACACUGGUCAGGUAAGCACGGUGAGCAUUAUCUGGUAAGCAGCCAGGUAUUUAGAGUUUCGCCCGGUUCUAUAGCUCUGGUUGGACCAUUGAGGUAUCUGCAUAAUGAUGCAUUUACAUGGCACUAUAACAUUAUAUCCUCCUGAGAAAAACAUGUUACGAAGAAAAAGAUAUCAAAAAAAUAUCUGUAUUUACUUUUCUAUUGUACAGUAUGUGCACUGUAGUAGCCAUUAGGACUUGGUUGAUAGUAAAUAGGACAAAUAUAACGUUAUAGUAAAAGUGGCCAGUAAGUUAAAAACAUAGUUAGCGUAUCCAUUACAGAGGACAUUUAUUAACUUGCUCUUAUUAAGCUCUUAUUUAAUGUUAAUGUGAAAAAAAUGAUUACACUGCUCUGAAAACUCACCAAACUAUUCCGGAGAUAUUUACCUAUUAGAAACAAUUUGAAUAUCCAACUCACAAAAUGUAUAAUUACACAAUUACACACACUUACCAUAAAAUGUGAGAAUUUUGAUGUGAGCCAUUUUGAAGAACCAUAAAGACAAAGUGAUCAUGGUGCCACACCACAUGUGAUAUCAUUGAAAAGCCUAGAAUGUCCUCGCAAAGGUAGAACUGGAACUAACAAAGUGGCAUGGAUGGCCUUAGAAAUAUAGACCAAAAACGAAUGUCCAUUAGAAAGGACAAAAAUGAAUUGCUCAGUCUCAGGAGGAUUCUAUGGCAGCCAUGUUAGCGCCCCAUUAACAUUAUAUGUGGCAUAUUUAAAUAAUAUAUGUAACUGAAUGUCUAGAAUUAGAACAAUACUCAAAAUUCUAAAAGUUGGCUCAACUCUCAAAAUACAUGGCUCUGCUGACUACUAUCAGAUUUAACCACAAAGACCAGGGAGGAUUUCCAAUGCCUCACAAAGAAGGGCACCUAUUGGUAGAUGGGUAUAAAAAAAAAGAAGCUGACAUUGAAUAUCCCUUUAAGCAUGGUGAAGUUAUUAAUUACACUUUGGUUUGUGUGUCAAUAUAGCCUGUCACUAAAAAGAUACAAGGGUCCUUCCUAACUCAGUUGCCGGAGAGGAGGGAAACCGCUCAGAGAUUUCACCAUGAGACCAAUGGUGACUUUAAAAGAGUUACAGAGUUUAAUGGCUAUGAUAGGAGACAACUGAGGAUGGAUCAACAACAUUGUAGUUACUACACAAUACUAACCUAAUUGACACAGUGAAAAGAAGGAAGCGGUACAGAAUAAAAAAUAUUCCUAAAUGUGCAUCCUGUUUGCAACAAGGCACUAAAGUAAUACUGCAAAAAAUGUGGCAAAGCAAUUAACAUUUUGUCCUGAAUACAAAGUGUUAUGUUUAGGGCAAAUCCAAUACAACACAUUACUUAGUACCAUGCUCCAUAUUUUUUAAGCAUAGUGGUGGCUGCAUCAUGUUAUGGGUAUGCUUGUAAUCGUUAAGGACUGAGGAGUUUUUCAGGAUAAAAAAGCACAGGCAAAAUCCUAGAGAAAAACCUGGUUCAGUCUGCUUUCCACCAGACACUGGGAGAUUCAUUCACCUUUCAGCAGGACAAUAACCUAAAACACAAGGCCAAAUCUACACUGGAGUUGCUUACCAAGAAGACAGGUGUGGAAAGCUCUUAGACACGUACCUAGCAAGACUCAGAGCUGUAACAGCUGUCAAAAGUGAUUUUCACAUGUAUUGACUCAUGGGGGUUGAAUAAUAGUUUUUACAAUUUGUCUUCCACUUUGACUUUACAGAGUAUUUUGUAUAGAUCAUUGACAAAAAAUGGCAGUUAAAAUCAUUUUUAUCCCACUUUGUAACACAACAAAAUGUGGGAAAAGUCAAGGGGUGUGAAUACUUUCUGAAGGCUCUGUAUGCUAGCUACCUUUUUCCUCUCUCCCUCUGUCUCUCACACUCUCCAGCUUCCUUGUUCUAUCUUUUUCUUUGUUCCCCCCCCGCCAUUGGGCUUUCUUUUUCUCUUUCUCUUUCUUUUCCUGUUGUAUUUGUGCAACUUGCUCUAAUGCAUGCCCUCCCUAUCUCCUUAUCGAUUGGCCCUGCUUGCUCUUUGUGUGGUGAGUUCAUUUCAAUGGUUCACUGCUCAUCUGAGCUGGAUUCCUUAUAGGAGCUGAGGCAAUAAUACACAUGGAGAGAGAGUACAUGGGUGUGUAUUGUGUGUGUGUGUGUGUACAUGCGUGUGCGUGUUUUCUUGUGCUUUUGUGUGCGUGUGCAUGUGUGUGUGUGUGCGUGUGUUUGUGUCCGUAUUUGUGUGAGUGUGUGUCCGUAUUUGUGUGAGCGUGCUUGUGUGUACAAGCGCAUACUGUAUUUGCGUCCCUGUGUGCAUGUGUGUGCUUAGGUUUGUGUGUGUGUUGUAGGGAAGUGUACGUGAGAGCAUAGGAGCCAAUCAACAAAGAGACUGACAUCGCGGUCAAUCGAACAAUGCAUUAUGGGUUAAAUUUCCUCUCCAAUCCUGCCUCAAAUAGUGAAUUAGCUAGAAGUGAAAUAAAUGUCUUAAAUUGUUGCUGCAUCAAUUUAUUCAUGCAGAUUGUGGAGGUUGAGUAAAAAUGUUGACUCUUUGUGUCCUAAUUAGGAAGCUAUGGGAGGGGGAAGGAGUGCUUAACUGUGCAGUUGUGCCAAGAAGUGCAGGCCUAAAAAAUAUGCCUAGUCCCCCCUCUCCCUCCCGUAAAACCUGCCAAUGAUGAUAUAUAAGCAAAGAGAAAGAGCUUUGGAAUAUUUUUUCUGUUAAAUAUUUAAUGAUUUUGCCAAUUUAUAUUCAGCUCACGCUCCAUGGAGUACACAUGCACUUGCACCGACACCCUGGUUUUUAUGUUUCCUUGUUGUUAUUUUUAUUUAUUUAUAUAUUCCAUUUACACUUUCUUUGAAAGGCCAUUUUUUAUGAGUAAUUAUGCCAUUUGUUUGACAAUGGGUUAUGAAAGCUGUGUGCAAUUUUAUUAGGCUUACUGUAAUGGAACAAGUCACUGUAGUUGCAACUUCACAGAGAUCAGUAGUUGUAGUCUAAGCUUAUUUUUGAAACUGUAAAAAAACAUGUUCUAAAAAAUGUCCUCUAGUUUAAGGCUGGAUGUGAGUGUGAGUGGAGGUUGUCUGCCAGACAUAUCCCUUCUGGCGAGAUGAGAUUAGACCGAAAGUGUGUAUGUGUGUGUGUGUCCACGUGCGUUUGCACACGUGCAUGCGCAUGUAUGUGUCCUUGCCACUCCUUUGUGUACUGAGGCUUAAUACCCACUCUCCCAGGUGGAAAGGCUAUCAGGAACCCAGAGAGGAUGACCUUCCUAAUCAGCCCAGCUCAACCCUCCUCUCUGCCCACUGUGCCCAGAGCUCCUGCCAGUCCCAUGCCCGUCUAGAGGCCACCCUCUGGGGGCAAAUCUGCAGAGUAGAACCCACAAUGCAAUGUUUUCUCGAGACAGGCUGGCUGGCUAGGUAUGUAGCUAGCUAGAAAGAUGUAGCUACACACAAUAAUACCAAAGUCAAUAUCAGCAUGCGAAGUAGUUAGUUAGCUGAAAAAUCCCUGAAACAAACUGCACUAUCAAUUUAGGAGGUACACAUUCACCAUGUUCAACCUGGUAGAGAUUGCAUUUCUAGCUCAAAGCUGUGCAAGUCAGGUUGCUAUGGCAAUGUGCAUGGAGGGAGAUGAGAGGAGAAAACUGCUUUGUGCCAUGGUAAUUGAAGGAAGAAAGGAUAUUAAUUUGAUGGUGUACUUUGAAGACAUUUGAACGAAAUAUAUACUUUGUCGUGACGAUAUAGACAGAUGGAUGGGUUUUAGACAAGUAUACCCAUACCAUCUAUUGGCUUAUUAGGCGAUCUGGAGAGCAGGUAAUUGUUUUAAAAGCGUUAUGAAAUGUGAUAGUUUGUUAUCCCCUAUCUCCAGUGACGAGAACCUUAUCAUGAUGACGUGUCAUGUCACAUUUCAAUUUUAGGGUGGAUUGCCCCUUUAAAGAAGGACAGCCAAAGGUCAACCGUCACUCUGGAUGCAGAGCGGAUAAAGAGAGAGAGAGAGAGAGAACAUUGGGAGGUUGUUUUGAAAGGACAUUACUUUCUGCUGUCUUCUCUAACUUAUCUAUCCCUCCAUGACUUUAUCCUUUCUUCUCUAACUUCCUUCACUCUCUCUAUCUUUUUGGCUGAAGUUCAUUCUAUACCCUUUUCCUCACAGUGUGCACUUGUUCACUGUAGCUCUUGGAUGGUACAGAUAGAGUGGAAAGAAACUGUCUAGCCAAGGUUUACACUAAUCCAAUGAUUGUAAAUGAAUGAGGAUUUAAGUCUAAGGCUGCGUCACAGAUAGAACAAUGAGACAGAUAUUUCACCGGGAUGUAUAAAUGUGAAGCUUCCGCUUUGUGUUUCCACUCACUACCAAAUAUGGUAGUGAGAGGAAGCCCAGUGGCUGGCAGUGGGAGAAGAUGGAACGAGAUGGAUUUUGGCCGACAUUCUGCAAAUUUUCUCAUCGAUGAAACAUUUGAUCUCAAUACAAUUUUCUGUUCCUAAAACUAGAAUAUGUAAUGAACAGAGUGGACUAAGUUGUGUAGACUUUACCCUUUUCCAACGUUUUUUUUUAAAAUUGCAUUGUUUAUAAGGAGUGAAAAGGCGAAUUGAGUUAUUGCACAAACGCACUUCACAGAUUAGGCAUUCCGUAACGCGCCAAUAGGAUCUUGCUAGCUCGUGCUUGACUCUGCCCACCUCCUUGCUUGUUCUGCCCACUAUGACUGAUUUGUUCCCAUUUUAAACUACGGGCUGUGGUCUAUCUUGGUUUAGUUAUAAAAAAUAUUUUUAUAGUCUAGAAUGGCUCCCUCCUCUAAUCUCAUCUCAUCCUUAUCUGCUCUGAUCUGACAUCAUUGGGUAGAAUAAGUAAUACGGCAGAAAGUUAUUUGGAUAUCAACUCUCACCUAUUUGUGUUUUUAGAUCUGUAUAAACCAAGGAAAGGACCCAAGAGGAGGCCACUUGGGUCAAAGGGGGGUGAGUGUAGCCAAUGUGGAAUAGCUAGGUAGUUAACUGUGUGUGCGAUAGACUAGCGUCCAUCAGACGACAACACCCGCUCUGAUCCCUAGAAGUAGUUGCUCUCCCAUAGCAUUUGUGGAGUGACAGGUAACGCCGCUUUGUGCGAAGUGUUGUUGGUAGCAGAAGGUUGCUAGUUCGCUUCUAGUGAGGGAUGGACAAAAUCUACUCUGUUACACAUGCAGCCUAACUGGCCUGCUACACUAAAUGUGAGUGUGAGAUGCAUAACUUUUGCAGAGCGCAAGGCGCUCCUAACUCAUGUUAAUUAAACCAGGGCGUAACCAGUGCGACUGUGCAGCUCCCCAGUAACUAUUUCCCCAUCUGUCUCUGUAGGUGAGGCCCAUGACAAGGACAUCCAGGUGGUAGAGUUACCCAUCGUGGAUAGCCUACACCCCCGCCCCCCCUACCUGCCCCUGUCCAUCCCAGAAGACCUAGCCCAGCGCCUCCACCGUCUCCAUGGUGACCCGUCUGUGUGGUGGGUGUCUCAGUUUGUAAAGUACCUGGUGCGUCCUCAGGCCUGGCUGGAGAAGGAGAUUGCGGACACCACAGCCAAGCUGGGUUUCAAGCACCCCAUCAUAGGGUAGGUGGAUGCAUGCACGUACGCAUUAACACACACACAAACACACACAUACACACACACCACACACAGGACACCACGGUCAACCUGGGUCAAACUGGGUUUCAAACACCCCAUCAUUGGGUAGAUAAAUAUGAGGAGGAGACACUUGAGUCUGUCUCUUUCGAGUUUUGGAUUGUAGCGUCCUCUUUCUCUAUCUCUUAGUGUAUGUUUCUCUCUGUUAAAGUUGUCUAAAACUCUUUCUAUAUCUGCGUCAUACUCCUCUCUGUUUCUCUUUCAAACUGUCUCAAACUAUCUCCAUCAUACUCUCUCUGUGAUUCUCUCUCUUCCAUCGUUCUCUGUUUCUCUCUGUCUGACUUUCUUUCUUUUUGUCUGUCUGUCUGUCUGUCUGUCUUUCUGUCUUGUCCGUCUGUCUGUGUUUCUGUCUCUCUUUCUUUGUGUGUCAGUCUCUCGUUUCACCUAUACUUCAAUAGGCCCAGGGGAGCAACUUUGGUUUUAGAAGUGGGGGGGGGGGGCAUAAAAAUACCUACCCGACUGCUCGGAGGCGUCCGCAUGGUCCUAAAGCACACUUUUUGUAUCAUAUUCCAAUGAUAAAACUGGGGGACAUGUCCCCCCCGUCCCCGGUGAAAGUUGCACGCCUGAUUAGGCCUACUUAUUUUUCAGUCUCUUCUGCUACUACCUUUUUCUUUCAACCCUCUUUCAUUCUCCUCCGUUAUGACUCUAUGAAUCAUCCUCCUUUCUUUCCCAAUCAAACUUUCUCUCUCUCUCAUGUUUUCUGCACCUCUAUCCUUUCUUUCACCCGCUCCUCUUUUUUGUCUUUAUCUCCUUUAUUUCGCUCACCUCUUUCUCUUUUUCCCCCGUAUCACUUUCCCUAUUUCCCACCAUUGUCUCUCCCAUAUCUAUCGCUUUGUCUUCUCCUCUCUCCUCUCCUCACCUGCUCCCUCCAUUCUCUCCCCUCUGUCACUGGGGAGCCUAUUGAAAUGAAGAGCUGGUUAGAAAUAAAGUUUUCUCCGCUCCUUUUCUCUUUCUGCUUCCAUCUGAUAAUAUAAUAAAGUGUCGGGGUGAAGAAGAGGGGGAAAGAAGAGAGGGGGAGAGGAGAAAUGGGUAGUGGAGCAGUUGGGGAGGAUUGGGGUUUGGUUGGGGAAGAGGAGGAUAGGGAAUGGGGUGUGGGGGGGGGAGUAUGAAAGCGAGAAGACAGAGAGAGAAAGAGAGAGAGCGAGAGAGAGUGAAAGGGGCUAGAGGAGGAAAGCGAGGGGGGCUUCGGAGGGGGAGGGAGUGUAUGAGGUAUCUCUGAGGACACGAGACGGCAUGGGAGCAAGCCUUUGGCUCCCGUCUCCCUGCAUCUCCACGCUCCUGUGAAGAGCAAUGCCGCUGCAGCAGAGCCUCUACCCUCAGUAGGCCUGCAACACUCCAGACUAAAGCUCUAAAAGCAGCCGUCAGCACAACCCCAGUCCCAGCUCAGCAUCUCACAAGCAGGGGAGACAGCCAGGGAGGAGGGGGAGUGGAGAAGGAGGGAGGGAUGGAUGGGGGGGAUUGAUUACUCACACGCCGUCUGGCACUAAGUGCCCAGGCACGGCCGCUUCGUCUGCCAAGGAACAGGCGGUGGGAUGAAGGGAAGGAAAGAGAACGAGAGGAGGAAGAAAACAGGAGGAUAGAUGAAAGGAGAGAGAGAGCGGGAGAAAGAGAGACAGAGACCAUGGCAGAGAGAAACGACUUGGAGAAGCAGAGAAUGGAGCGGCUCGUAGUCAAGAGUCCCACUUAUAAUCAAAAGUCCCUUCAGAUCAGAUAGAGGGAGAUGGAAAGAGAGAGCGAGAGAGCGGGGGAGUGAAUAUGAAGAUAUGAAUAGUAAGAGAGAGAGAGUUAAAGGGACGUAGAGAAACAAAGAUGUUCACUUUCAGCCUUACGUGCACCUGUAGAGAAUCCCUCCCCCUCCCCCACUCUUUCCCAUCACUCUCUCUCUCUUAAUCCCUCGUUCCCUCUAUUCUCUCUGAUCCAGGAGUGUGUUAGGGUAAAUAAAGGUAUUUGUUGCUUCAGUGAGCAUCCUGAGGACUGGGCUGACUGAUCUCAGGCCAGUUCUGGUAAUUAGACGCACUGUGUUUAUUAUCUCGUUCCUUCGAUUUCUCAUUCACUCUCUCUCUCUCGCUCUUCCUCUCUCUCUCUCGCUCGUAUUCCCUUCGUCUCUACCUCUCUCUUUUCUUUAUUCUCUCCCUCCAAAUCAUAGGCUGGCUUCGUUGUGUUAUGAGGGAUUAAAAAAAGAAAGCACUCACUUGCAGGGCUGGUCUAUUAAUCGUCCGUUCGCUUCUUUCUCCCAUUCAAACCCCUUUUCUUUCUGCCUUUUCUGUCAUUACUCCUACAUUGUGCCACUGGCUCUCUCUCUCUCUCUCUCUCUCUCUCUCUCUCUCUCUCUCUCUCUCUCUCUCUGAUUAUGGGCAAGACAAUAUGUAGUAGCUGAUAGUGAACGUAUUUAUUGAAAGUAUUGCUCUCUCUCCCUCCUUCCACCCUCGUCUCUGUCCCUGUAGGGUCCAUGUUCGGCGGACAGAUAAGGUGGGGACGGAGGCUGCGUUCCACCCUAUAGAGGAGUACAUGGUUCACGUGGAGGAACAGUUCCAACACAUGGCCCGACGUAUCCACCUGGACAAGAAACGAGUCUACCUGGCAACAGAUGACCCCUCACUACUGCAAGAGGCUAAGACCAAGUGAGUGACAACCAAUACCCUUAUAAUGAAGCUUCGGUGUGUGUUUGUGGGGGGGUGAUGGGGGUGUAGAAUUAGUGUGUGUGUGCGUGUAUGUCAGAAUCAGAAUCACCUUUAUUCGCCAAGUACAUUUACACAUACUCAGAAUUGUACUUGGUGAUAUGGUGCUGCUAGUGAUAGACAACAUUUAGAGACAGAAUACAGAGAGAAGAGGCUAAACAAAGUUUCCAUACAUUAUAUACAACUAGGCAGAGUGAGCAUAGAGCUAUAAGAGAAUGAGAAGAUAUACAAAAAUACAGUGGGUAUACGGUUGAUAUACAGUGGGUAUACGGUUGAUAUACAGUGGGUAUACGGUUGAUAUACAGUGGAUGUACAAAUUGACAGUAUCAGUAUGAAUAUGUCUAAAUGCAGAGAGAUGGACAGAGUAUAAUGCAGUAUUGUGCAGUUAUUUUGUGUACAGUUCAGAGAUGGCUUGAUGGGGUGUGCAGCAUAGAGUCUCUAUGGGCCAAAUGGCCGGUUGGUGAGGGCCACAACCCAGAGGAGGGGGUGGGAGGGGUCUGCAAUGAUCUUUCCUGCACGCUUCCUUGCCCUGGAGUCGUGCAGAACCUCGAUGGAGGGCAGGUGGCAACCAGUGACCCUCUCUGCAGACCGGACAAUGCAUUGCAGUUUGCCCUUGCAGCGGGCAUACCCAAACCAGACCGUGAUGGAGGAGGUGAGGAUGGACUCAACGAUUGAUGCGUAAAACCGGAUCAGGAUUGACUGGGAGAUUGUUUUCAGCUGCUGCAAGUAGUACAUCUGCUGGUGUGCCUUCUUGGUGACCGCUGUGAUGUUGUCCUCCCACUUGAGGUUGUGGGAGAUGGUUCCCAGGAAUUUCAAUGAUUCAGCCGUGCUAACAGCUGAGUCAUCAAUCUCGAGGGGGAGAGAUGGUGGGGGGGCAUUAUCGGUCGACCUCUCCACGGUACAUGGACUCAUUGCCAUCGGUGGGGGGGGGGGGGUUCCUGGGAUGGCAGAAGGGUAGAGGAGAGAGGAGCCUGGAGAGGAAUGGGGAAGGGGGGGUAGGGUAGGGUAAAUGGGUGAGAGGGGGAAGUGGCAAGGAGGGGUAGGUGGAGGGGGGUAUUGUCCUGAUGAUUGCGGGGCCUUCGUGAGUCAAAUCUGCAGUAAAACUGAUUUAGUUUAUUCGGCAGUGAGGGGUAGUCUGCCGUCGGGGAGCUUUAGGUUUGUAGUUGGUAAUGGUUUUCAGUCCUUUCCAGACAAAUGAGCAGUAGUCGCUGCAGAACUGUUGCUCUAGCCUGUCUUUUGUACUGCUGUUUGGCUGCCCUAAUUCCCGAGUGUAUCUUUUUCUUGGUGUCUCUAUAGAGGUCCCUGGUCUUGCUCCUGUGGUCUAUUAAUCGUGGUAAACACACGAGCAGCGACCAAAACACUGUGGCUGCCUCAUUGGCCACCCCUGUGUGUGUGUGUGUGUGUGUGUGUGUGUGUGUGUGUGUGUGUGUGUGUGUGUGUGUGUGUGUGUGUGUGUGUGUGUGUGUGCGUGUGUAUGAUUGGCCGUGUCCGAAAUCUGUGUGCAGUAAGCAACAGAUAUCAACAUACUAGGCUCACCCAUACUGAGAAUGCGACAUUUAAUGCGCAAUUGCGUUGUUUCCUGCCAUUCGUUCAUUUUGUUAGCGCAACCUCUUAUCUAAUUAUCAGCCGAUUAUCAGUUGUUGUCAAACACACGCGGGUCUGAAAAGACGUCUCUCUUCCUCAAUAGCGUGCAGCGAAUUCUACUAGAUGAAAAGCCUAAAUGAGUAUGACAUCCUGGCAUUCAAAGCAUACUUAAUUUUCUAAAUUUCACAUAAAACAUUCAAUUUUCCGCAUACCCAAAAUGCCUACUAUUUAGAACGCAAGUACGGGUAUUCGGACACAGCCAUUGUGUUUUUGUUUGUAUGUAGAAGCCCAUAUGGAUAAUGGUAUGUGUUUCCUACAGGUACCCUGACUAUGAGUUCAUCAGUGAUAACUCCAUCUCGUGGUCGGCUGGUCUGCACAACCGCUAUACAGAGAACUCUCUGAGAGGAGUGAUCCUAGACAUACACUUCCUGUCCCAGACCGACUUCCUGGUCUGCACAUUCUCCUCACAGGUAGGGGUGCCAUAUCUCAAGGAUUCUCAAAGUGGGGUGUCCGCAAGGUACUACAGGGUGUCCUCGGCCAGAGCAAAAAAUAUAUAUAUACACUGCUCAAAAAAAUAAAGGGAACACUAAAAUAACACAUCCUAGAUCUGAAUGAAUGAAAUAAUCUUAUUAAAUACUUUUUUUCAUUACAUAGUUGAAUGUGCUGACAACAAAAUCACACAAAAAUUAUCAAUGGAAAUCAAAUUUAUCAACCCAUGGAGGUCUGGAUUUGGAGUCCAUGCGCUGACCCUCAAAAUUAAAGUGGAAAACCACACUACAGGCUGAUCCAACUUUGAUGUAAUGUCCUUAAAACAAGUCAAAAUGAGGCUCAGUAGUGUGUGUGGCCUCCACGUGCCUGUAUGACCUCCCUACAACGCCUGGGCAUGCUCCUGAUGAGGUGGCGGAUGGUCUCCUGAGGGAUCUCCUGCCAGACCUGGACUAAAGCAUCCGCCAACUCCUGGACAGUCUGUGGUGCAACGUGGCGUUGGUGGAUGGAGCGAGACAUGAUGUCCCAGAUGUGCUCAAUUAGAUUCAGGUCUGGGGAGCGGGCGGGCCAGUCCAUAGCAUCAAUUCCUUCCUCUUGCAGGAACUGCUGACACACUCCAGCCACAUGAGGUCUAGCAUUGUCUUGCAUUAGGAGGAACCCAGGGCCAACCGCACCAGCAUAUGGUCUCACAAGGGGUCUGAGGAUCUCAUCUUGGUACCUAAUGGCAGUCAGGCUACCUCUGGCGAGCACAUGGAGGGCUGUGCGGCCCCCCAAAGAAAUGCCACCCCACACCAUGACUGACCCACCGCCAAACCGGUCAUGCUGGAGGAUGUUGCAGGCAGCAGAACGUUCUCCACGGCGUCUCCAGACUGUCACGUCUGUCACAUGGGCUCAGUGUGAACCUGCUUUCAUCUGUGAAGAGCACAGGGCGCCAGUGGCGAAUUUGCCAAUCUUGGUGUUCUCUGGCAAAUGCCAAACGUCCUGCACGUGUUGGGCUGUAAGCACAACCCCCACCUGUGGACGUCGGGCCCUCAUACCACCCUCAUGGAGUCUGUUUCUGACCGUUUGAGCAGACACAUGCACAUUUGUGGCCUGCUGGAGGUCAUUUUGCAGGGCUCUGGCAGUGCUCCUCCUGCUCCUCCUUGCACAAAGGCGGAGGUAGCGGUCCUGCUGCUGGGUUGUUGCCCUCCUACGGCCUCCUCCACGUCUCCUGAUGUACUGGCCUGUCUCCUGGUAGCGCCUCCAUGCUCUGGACACUAGGCUGACAGACACAGCAAACCUUCUUGCCACAGCUCGCAUUGAUGUGCCAUCCUGGAUGAGCUGCACUACCUGAGCCACUUGUGUGGGUUGUAGACUCCGUCUCAUGCUACCACUAGAGUGAAAGCACCGCCAGCAUUCAAAAGUGACCAAAACAUCAGCCAGGAAGCAUAGGAACUGAGAAGUGGUCUGUGGUCACCACCUGCAGAACCAUUCCUUUAUUGGAGGUGUCUUGCUAAUUGCCUAUAAUUUCCACCUGUUGUCUAUUCCAUUUGCACAACAGCAUGUGAAAUGUAUUGUCAAUCAGUGUUGCUUCCUAAGUGGACAGUUUGAUUUCACAGAAGUGUGAUUGACUUGGAGUUACAUUGUGUUGUUUAAGUGUUCCCUUAAUUGUUUUGAGCAAUACACACACACAUACACACACACACAUACACACACACACAUUUUUGAGCAAUACACACACACAUACACAUAUAUUAUUUUUAUGAAUAUUACUAACAGCAACAGAUUAAAUGAAUUAUGGCCAAGGGAUCUGUGGAAUACAUUUAAAGGGUGUAAUACAAUACAAUGUAAUAUUAUUAAUGUACAAUUUAUAUUCUUAAUCCUGUGCAACAUGGGCCUGGGAGGCGCACAGGGAUAUUGGUAUCCUCAGUAUUCCAACAAUUAUAUAUUUUUCAACUCAAUACUUCUUGUAUUCCCCAAAAAUUAUAUAUGUUUUUUUUUACAUAAACGCACUGUAAUUUAAGCUUUAAAACGGCAACGUUUUAUCUCUGCCUCGUGGUAGAAUGAGUAAAAUCACAGGAUAUUAUCUUUAAAGCUGCAACAACAAAACAUCUAUUUUUUAUUCUGAAUUGCAGGAAAUUAGCUUGAAAACUGAAUUUAUUCUCUCUGAUGCCAUGAGGCUGGCCUUUAAAAUGUUCCUUCCCAGGGCCCGAGACUUGGUUCAUCCGGGCAUGUACUGAAGUCAUAGUAAAACUCCUUGUAUUCUACUUUUAUAUAACUUGAUUUGUGUUAUGAUUAUUAGUGGGUCCCUGAUGAAUUUGCUUUUACAAAAGAGGUCCUCAGUCCCAAAAGGUUUGAGAAACCCUGCCAUAUUAUUAUUAUUUUUUGUCAUUUUAGCAGACGCUCUUAUUCAGAACGACUUACAGUUAGUGAGUGCAUACAUUUUCAUACUGGCCCCCUGUGGGAAUCGAACCCACAACCCUGGCGUUGCAAACGCCAUGCUCUACCAACUGAGCUACACGGGACUACACAACACCCGUUAUGGGAAUAUACGGUACAUUAUUCACUGAUCUAUACGGUUACUAACCUGAAUAGCCAACUCCUACUGUCAUUGUCAUGUUAAACAAUGACCAUAGGAGAUGGCAAGACAACAAAUAGAUCUGGGACCAGGCAACUUUUUCAUCUGAACAAAUUUAAAUAGCCACAUAAUGUACAGUGCAUUCGGAAAGUAUUCAGACCCCUUGACUAUUUCUACAUUUUGUUACGUUACUACCUUAUUCUAAAAUUGAUUAAAUCGUUUUUUUUCCCUCAUCAAUCUACACAAAUUACCUCAUAAUGACAAAGCAAAUGCAGUUGUUUUUUAAAUGUUUGCAAAUGUAUUAAAAAUCAAUGUAAAAAAGCAUUCAGACCCUUUAAUCACUACUUUGUUGAAGCAGCUUUGGCAGCGAUUACAGCCUCGAGUCUUCUUGGGUAUGACGCUACAAGCUUGGCACACCUGUGUUUGGAGAGUUUCUCCCAUUAUUUUCUGCAGGUUUUCAUCAAUGAUCUCUCUGUACUUUGCUCCAUUCAUCUUUCCCUCGAUCCUGACUAGUCUCCCAGUCCCUGCCGCUGAAAAACAUCCCCACAGCAUGAUGCUGUCACCACCAUGCUUCACCGUAGAGAUGGUGGCAGGUUUCCUCCAGACGUGAAGCUUUGCAUUCAGGCCAAAGAGUUCGAUCUUGGUUUCAUCAGACCAGAGAAUCUUGUUUCACAUGGUCUGAGAGUCCUUUAGGUGCCUUUUGGCACACUCCAUGCGGGCUGUCAUGUGCCUUUUAUUGAGGAAUGGCUUCCGUCUGGCCACUCUACCAUAAAGGCCUGAUUGGUUGAGUGCUGCAGAGAUGGUUGUCAUUCUGGAAGGUUCUCCCAUCUCCACAGAAGAGCUCUGGAGCUCUGUCAGAGUGACCAUCGGGUUCUUGGUGUGGUCACCUCCCUGACCAAGGCCCUUCUCCCCCGAUUGCUCAGUUUGGCCAGGCGGCCAGCUCUACGAAGUGUCUUGGUGAUUCCAAACUUCUUCCAUUUAAGAAUGAUGGAGGCCACUGUGUUCUUGGGGACAUUCAAUGCUGAAGAAAUGUUUGGUACCCUUCCCCAGAUCUGUGCCUCGACACAAUCCUGUCUCAGAGCUCUACGGACAAUUCCUUCGACCUCAUGGCUUGGUUUUUGCUCUGACAUGCACUGUCAACUGUGGGACCUUUUAUAGACAGGUGUGUGCCUUUCCAAAUCAUGCCAAAUCAAUUUAAUUUACCACAGUUGGACUCCAAUCAAGUUGUAGAAACAUUUCAAGGAUGAUCAAUGGAAAUAGGAUUCACCUGAGCUCAAUUUCAAGUCUCAUAGCAAAGGGUCUGAAUACUUAUUUAAAAUAGUUUUUUUUUUUUUUUUUUUUUGCAAACAUUUCUACAAACCUGUUUGUGCUUUGUCAUUAUGAGGUAUUGUGUGUAGGUUGAUGAGGGGAACAUUUUAUCCAAUCCAUUUUAGAAUAAGGCUGUAACGUAACAAAAUAUGGAAAAAUUCAAGGGCUCUGAAUACUUUCCGAAUGUACUGUACUUCCAUUCAUUUCUGUAAACUGGUACAAGGGGACAUUCAGGCGAGUCUUGUGAGCGUCCUAGAGCAAAUCAACCAACAUUUACAUUUUAGUAAUUUAGCAGACGCUCUUAUCCAGAGCGACUUACAGUUAGUGAGUGCAUACAUUUUUCAUACUGGCCCCCCGUGGGAAUCGAAACCACAACCCUGGCGUUGCAAGUGCCAUGCUCUACCAACUAAGCUACAGGAGGCCUAUAUUGUAUUUGUUCGUGAGGGUCUCACCUUUCCACAGAGGGGUCAUAUUAGUGGCCCAAACUGUUCAGACGCUACAGACAGAAAUUGUCAGAUCGGCUGUACGGAGAACAUGUUCGUGAGAGUCUCAUCUUUCCAUAGAGUUUCUAGGCCAAACCGUUCAGACGCUACAGACAAUUUUGUGAGAAGACCGAUUUUCAGGAUGUCUCAUGGUCUGACAAACACCGCUCUAGAUCUGUCACCUUUCACCACAGAUGUGGAAGUGCGACAUACGUGGAUGCAGUGGAUUGAGACACCUCCAGUGCAAAAAACCCCAGAUACAGUGGGGAGAACAAGUAUUUGAUACACUGACGAUUUUGCAGGUUUUCCUACUUACAAAGCAUGUAGAGGUCUGUAAAAAAAUCCAGAAAAUCACAUUGUGUGAUUUUUAAGUAAUUAAUUUGCAUUUUAUUGCAUGACAUAAGUAUUUGAUACAUCAGAAAAGCCGACCCAUCUUCAAUGCUCUUACUGAGGGAAGGAGGUUGUUGGCCAAGAUCUCGCGAUACAUGGCCCCUUCCAUCCUCCCCUCAAUACGGUGCAGUCGUCCUGUCCCCUUUACAGAAAAGCAUCCCCAAAGAAUGAUUUUUCCACCUCCAUGCUUCACGGUUGGGAUGGUGUUCUUGGGGUUGUACUCAUCCUUCUUCUUCCUCCAAACACGGCGAGUGGAGUUUAGACCAAAAAGCUCUAUUCUUGUCUCAUCAGACCACAUGACCUUCUCCCAUUCCUCCUCUGGAUCAUCCAGAUGGUCAUUGGCAAACUUCAGACAUGCCUGGACAUGCGCUGGCUUGAGCAGGGGGACCUUGCGUGCGCUGCAGGAUUUUAAUCCAUGACGGCGUAGUGUGUUACUAAUGGUUUUCUUUGAGACUGUGGUCCCAGCUCUCUUCAGGUCAUUGACCAGGUCCUGCCGUGUAGUUCUGGGCUGAUCCCUCACCUUCCUCAUGAUCAUUGAUGCCCCACGAGGUGAGAUCUUGCAUGGAGCCCCAGACUGAGGGUGAUUGACUGUCAUCUUGAACUUCUUCCAUUUUCUAAUAAUUGUGCCAACAGUUGUUGCCUUCUCACCAAGCUGCUUGCCUAUUGUAUUGUAGCCCAUCCCAGCCGUGUGCAGGUCUACAAUUUUAACCCUGAUGUCCUUACACAGCUCUCUGGUCUUGGCCAUUGUGGAGAGGUUGGAGUCUGUUUGAUUGAGUGUGUGGACAGGUGUCUUUUAUACAGGUAACAAGUUCAAACAGGUGCAGUUAAUACAGGUAAUGAGUGGAGAACAGGAGGGCUUCUUAAAUAAAAACUAACAGGUCUGUGAGAGCCGAAAUUCUUACUGGUUGGUAGGUGAUCAAAUACUUAUGUCAUGCAAUAAAAUGCAAAUGAAUUACUUAAAAAUCAUACAAUGUGAUUUUCUGGAUUUUUGAUUCUGUCUCUCACAGUUGAGGUGUACCUAUGAUAACAAUUACAGACCUCUACAUGCUUUGUAAGUAGGAAAACCUGCAAAAUCGGCAGUGUAUCAAAUACUUGUUCUCCCCACUGUAUCUCUAGCUUAAACUGACAGAUUUUCAUGAGAAUGUAUGUAUUAUGCUAAUUAGAUUUCCGCAGGGGCACGGACAUCGACCUUAGGGGUUUAAACUCUGUAACUGUUUUAAAGUUACCAUGGGCCUCAUGAUGAAAUCACUGAGCGGUUUCCUUCCUCUCCGGCAACUGAGUUAGGAAGGAUGCCUGUAUCUUUGUAGUUACUGGGUGUAUUUCAAAGGGAUAUUCAAUGUCUACUUUUUAUUUUAAUUUUACCCAUCUACCAAUAGGUGCCCUUUUUUUGCAAGGCAUUGGAAAACCUCCCAGUUUUUUUGGGUUGAAUCUGUGGUGAAAUUCACUGCUCGACUGAGGGAACCAUGAAGAUAAUUAUAUUUGUGGGGUACAGAGAUGAGGUAGUCAUUCAUAAAUCAUGUUAAACACUAUUAUUGCAUACAGAGUGAGCCCAUGCAACUUGUUAUGUGACUUGUUAAGCAAAUGUUUACAACUAAAUUUAUUUAGGCUUGCCAUACCAAAGGGGUUGAAUACUUAUUGACUCAAGACAUUUCAGCUUUUCAUUUUAAAUUAAUUUCAAACAAUUUCUAAAAACUUAAAUCCACUUUGAUUUGAUGGGGUGUUGUGUAGGCCAGUGACACAAAACCUCAAUUUAAUCCAUUUUAAAUUCAGGCUGUAAAAAGUGAAGGGGUGUGAAUAAUUUCUGAAGGCACUGUAUCUCUAAUUCCUGUUUCCUGUAUAUCUACUUCCUGUUUUCCAUAUCUCUACUUCCUGUUUAUACUUCCUGUAUCUCUACUUUCUGGUUCCAGGUGUGCCGCGUGGCCUACGAGAUCAUGCAGACGCUGCACCCGGAUGCUUCCUCUUUCUUCCACUCGCUAGACGACAUCUACUACUUCGGGGGCCAGAACGCCCACAACCAGAUCGCCAUCUACCCCCACCACCCCCGCAGCCCUGAAGACAUACCCCUGGAGCCCGGUGACAUCAUCGGCGUAGCGGGGAACCACUGGGACGGCUACUCGAAAGGGGUCAACCGUAAAAUGGGCCGCACCGGCCUCUACCCGUCCUACAAAGUCAAGGAGAAGAUCGAGACCGUGAAGUACCCCACGUACCCCGAGGCGGACAAGCUGCUCUCAAACUCCCAACGGAAGUGA
This is a messenger RNA of Coregonus sp. 'balchen', 33288 nucleotides long. The record is from the annotation of a GenBank genome assembly. NCBI's taxonomy places the organism in Eukaryota, Metazoa, Chordata, Actinopteri, Salmoniformes, Salmonidae.